UGCUGUGCACACCUGGCCGCCGCCGGCUCCCUGCUCGUCCUUCCCUCCCCGCCCUCGCCCACCCGCUAUGGACAAACCCCAUAUCCCGGUCCUGUGGGACACCUACGAGAACAUCUCGGAGCUCAGCCAGAAGUUACCAGGCGAAUACUUCAGGUAUAAAGGUGUCCCCUUCCCCGUGGGCAUUUACUCGCCCGAGAGCAUCAGUCAGGCGGAGUAUGCCACCGAUGUACGGGACGACGACAUCUUCAUCAUCACCUACCCCAAGUCAGGGACCACCUGGAUGAUCGAGAUCCUGAGCCUCAUCCUGAAGGACGGGGACCCCUCCUGGAUCCUCUCGGUGCCCAUCUGGGAACGCGCGCCCUGGUGUGAGACCAUCAUGGGGGCCUUCAGCCUCCCGGACCAGCCCAGCCCCCGCCUCAUGAGCUCCCACCUUCCCAUCCAGCUCUUCACUAAGGCCUUCUUCACCUCCAAGGCCAAGGUGAUCUACCUGGGCCGGAACCCCAGGGAUGUGGUAGUCUCCCUCUAUCACUACUCCAAGAUUGCUGGGCAAUUAAAGGACCCUGGCACCCCUGACCAGUUCCUGCAGGACUUCCUCAAAGGCGAAGUGCAGUUCGGCUCCUGGUUCGACCACAUUAAGGGCUGGAUCCGGAUGAAGGGCAAAGAGAAUUUCCUGUUCACCACCUACGAGGAGCUGCAGCAGGAUCUCCAAGGCUCUGUCCAGCGCAUCUGUGAGUUCCUGGGCCGGCCGCUGGGCGAGGAGGCGCUGGGCUCCGUGGUGGCGUACUCGGCCUUCAGUGCCAUGAAAGCCAACACCAUGUCCAACUACACGCUCCUGCCCCCCACCCUGCUGGACCACCGCCAGGGGGCCUUCCUCCGGAAAGGGGUCUGCGGGGACUGGAAGAACCACUUCACGGUGGCGCAGUGCGAGGCCUUCGACCGCGUCUACCGGGAGCAGAUGCGCGGGCUGCCCUCCUUCCCCUGGGACGAGGCUCCGGACGACGACAGCCAGGACCCCGAGCCCGAGCCCCUGCGCAGCCCCAGUCCCAAGCCCAACCCCACCCCCAGCUCCGACCCCAGCCAGGCCGCCGAGGCCCCCCACCCGUGA
Castor canadensis (American beaver) is the source of this 1105-nucleotide messenger RNA. RefSeq names its product sulfotransferase family 2B member 1 (gene Sult2b1). Gene Ontology annotation, molecular function: sulfotransferase activity. Lineage: Eukaryota; Metazoa; Chordata; Mammalia; Rodentia; Castoridae. The record is from RefSeq and is a predicted model, not a curated record.